Molecule: messenger RNA, 540 nt
Organism: Rotaria sp. Silwood1
Lineage: Eukaryota; Metazoa; Rotifera; Eurotatoria; Philodinida; Philodinidae
Source: the annotation of a GenBank genome assembly
AUGGUUUUAGAAUUUGCUGCAUUAACACAACAAUUAUAUCGUCAAAUACUUGCAUAUACAGUUUUUGCUUUUUUUCGUGCUUUAAUUAAUGCACGUUAUUCAGUUAAAAUUAAUGAAUGGACUUUAUUAUCAAUCACAAGUAUUGCACAAAGAAAAUCAAUAUGUAUGGCUAUAUGGGACUUAAUUUGUCUUAUGUUAAGUGCAUGUCUAUCAAAUAAAAUUGCUGAUGCAUUGUCUUCAUUGACGUUAUCACGUUCCAGUGCUCGCUUUGAAGAAUUAGAUAAUCAUUUAUUUCUUAUUGCUGGUCGAGAAUAUUAUCUGCAGUUAAUGAAUAUUGAACAACGACGUCAAUUUGAACAAGCAUUUAUAAAUGAAUUGAAUCCAGAAAAAUUAUAUGUUGAUUUACUUGCACACAUUGAAAAUACGAUCUUAUCAUCGUCUUGGGUCUGGGUGUGGAUGAUCGAUAAAUAUCGAUUAAAGAUUAUCAAUGGUGAAAAAUCAAAACCUGAAACUCAUGUUCAUUCUUUAAAUGUUUCAUGA